Messenger RNA from Otolemur garnettii (small-eared galago), 1017 nucleotides. RefSeq names its product signaling lymphocytic activation molecule family member 1 (gene SLAMF1). Gene Ontology annotation, cellular component: membrane; cell surface. The transcript has 8 exons. Gene Ontology annotation, molecular function: signaling receptor activity. The coding region runs from base 1 to 1017 and encodes 338 amino acids. Lineage: Eukaryota; Metazoa; Chordata; Mammalia; Primates; Galagidae. The record is from RefSeq and is a predicted model, not a curated record. Gene Ontology annotation, biological process: lymphocyte activation.
AUGGAUCUCAAGAGGCUCCACUCUUUGACCCUCCUGCUGUUUCUGUCCCUGGCUUUUGAGCAGAGCUAUGGAAUAGGGGGAGGCAUGAUGAACUGCCCGAAGACUCUCCACCAGUUGGGAAGGAAAGUGCUGCUGCCUCUGACACAUGAAGGGAUAAAUAAGAGCAUGGACAAAAGCAUCCACAUCGUUGUCACAGUAGCAACAUCACCAGAAAACAGCGUCAAGAAGAAAAUAGUGUCUCUUGAUCCGUCUGAAGGAGGCCCUCCGCAUUAUCUAAAGGACCGCUACAAGUUUCAUCUGGAGAAUUUGAGCCUGGACAUCCUGGAAAGCAGGAAGGAGGAUGAGGGAUGGUACUUUAUGACCCUGGAGAAAAACGAUUCAGUUCAGCACUUUUGCCGGCAGCUGAAACUUUAUGAGCAGGUCUCUACUCCAGAAAUUAAAGUGUUAAACAAGACCCAGGAGAAUGGGACCUGCACCUUGAUGCUGGCCUGCAUGGUGGAGAAGGGGGACAAUGUGGUUUAUAGCUGGAGUGAGAAGGCGGCCAGCCAGCCUCUGAGCUCAGUCAACAGCUCCCACCUGCUGUCUGUCACCCUCGGCCCCCAGCAAGCUGACAACACCUACAUCUGCACUGUGAGCAACCCCAUCAGCAAACAAUCCAAAGCCAUCACGCCCUGGCCCAGAUGCCACACAGAACCCUCGGGACCAAUACCAUGGGUACUGUAUGUUGGGCUAUGCUUAGGAGUUGUCAUUGGUGCCCUCAUGAUUCUCCAAGUGGUACUGCUACUGUUGCGAAGAGGAGGUAAAACGGACCAUUACCAGCCAGCAAAAGAAGCAAAAAGCCUUACUAUUUAUGCUCAAGUCCAGAAAUCAGGUGUUCUUCAAAAGAAAUAUGAUCCCCUCCCAGCUCAGGACCCCUGCACUACCAUUUACGUAGCUGCCACAGAGCCUCUCCCUGAGUCUGUACAGGAACCAAACUCCAUCACAGUCUAUGCCAGUGUGACGCUCCCAGAGAGCUGA